UAGACGAGAUGCGUAUCUGAAACUACCGCUUCGCUUUCCCGCUUCCAUUCACAGGAGCCCCGGCGGUGACCGGAACCCAGCCCCCACCCUUCCAGCUUCGAACGAGCCCCUCUGCGGCUGCGCUACCGUCACCUCCCGCCCGCAUGAGGGCCCAGUGACCACCAUGGGAUGCAUCUUCGGCAAGUUCACCUCUGGAGUCGGCCUCUUCCCCGUCGUUGCUCCCCACAUCACCGCCGCCUCCACGUCCAGGCCCCCCGCGGCCUCGGCCUCGGCCGCUGGACACCGGCACCCCAUCCGCGCCCCUCCUCCUCUGGAGCCUGAGCCCCCCCGCCGCCCUUUCUUCAUCCCGAACUCAGCUGCCGACCCCCCCGCGUGGCCGACCUGGCUCUCUGACGCCGCAGGCGAUGUCCUCGCCGGCUUCUCGCCCCGUCGCGCCAAUUCGUUCGCGAUGCUCGAGAAGAUUGGGUCGGGGACGUACAGCAAUGUGUACAAGGCGAGGGACCCGGUUGGGGGGCGGUUGGUGGCGAUGAAGAAGGUGCGGGUGGAGGACGUGAAGGCGGUGGACAGCGUGCUGUUCAUGGUGCGGGAGAUCGCCCUGUUCCGCCGUCUCGACCACCCCAACAUCAUCCGCCUCGAGGACCUGGCGGUGUCCCGUAUCCCCACCACCCCCUCUCUCUACCUGGUCUUCGACUACAUGGAGCACGACCUCGCCGGCCUCACUGCGCUCCCUGGCGUCCGGUUCACUGUGCCCCAGGUGAAAUGCUAUAUGAAGCAAUUACUCUCUGGUCUUGAGCAUUGUCAUAGCCAGGGUGUCUUACACCGUGAUAUAAAGUGUUCAAAUUUGCUACUUAACAAAGAAGGAAUCCUUAAGAUAGCUGAUUUCGGGCUGGCUACUUUUUUUGAUCCGAACAACACAAAGCCCAUGACAAGUAAGGUUGUGACCCUGUGGUACCGUCCUCCGGAGCUCUUACUCGGUGCAACUCGGUACGGCGUUGGUGUUGACCUAUGGAGUGCUGGUUGCAUUUUGGCAGAGCUUCUCACUGGGAAGCCAAUACUUCCUGGACAGACUGAGGUGGAGCAGUUGCAUCGAAUCUUUAAGUUAUGCGGAUCUCCAUCAGAAGAAUACUUUGAGAAACUAAAAUUACAGAAGACGACUUCGUUUGGAUCAUACAAGUGUUCUAUAUCAGAAACAUUUUCAGAUCUUCCACCUUCCUCGGUGUCUCUCAUUGAGAAACUUCUUGCGCUUGACCCACUUGAAAGGGGGUCAGCUACUUCUGCCCUGAACAGUGAGUUCUUCAACAUAGAGCCCUAUGCAUGCGAUCCAUCUGAGUUACCGCAGUACCCUCCAACCAAAGAAAUUGACAGAAAAUUGAGGGAAAACAGAGAUAGAAGGAAACAAAGAACUAAUGCAAAAGAAAACGGUGAAGCCACUAAUAGAAUCCGAUUGCGUAAUCGAAGUUACAGAGGACCAGCAGCUCCAUCAACCAGUAGCAAAGUGCAAGCAGAACUUGAUCGACGGAGAUUGAUGACUAGUGCUAGCGUUGCAAGAGCCGAGAGGUUCCCACCACCACAUCUUGAUGCAGCAAUUGGAUUCUCACUUGAUUCAUCCCAUGCUGAUAGAGAAUUUACCACAGUGGAUGACUUAUUCAUGUCAUCAAAUGCUGUGCCACAGAGAGCAGCAGAUGUAACAAGGGAAGAUGGAGGUAGAAGAGACCAUAACACGGUUCAUGCUGGUGUUAUCGGUGCAAUCAGGCCAUACCUGAUGGGGAAUCUGACAGAUCUCGGAAGGAACAGUAGAGCACACCAGAGCAGAAGGGAAUCAGCUGUUGCUGCUGUGGCGAACUGAUGUGGUUGUGUAGCUGAGAAGUCCAUCUCAUCUUGCCGGGCAGAGUCUGCAGUUCUCGUUCUAUUGUCAACUUUAACAAAAUGAGGUAGCCCUUCAUGGUUUUCCACUCGAUGUCUAGCAACAUAUUAACUUCUAGAAAUUGUACUGACAGAGCUAAGGACAUGUACAGCCUUCUGUAUUUGUUUUUGUUAACUUUCUUCUUUUUUUUUCAGAAAAAUAGAAACUUUGUUGCUCCUAAAGAUAAAUGUUUUCUCAUUGUAUUCAUGGAUCGCAUUUGCAAUAAA
Molecule: messenger RNA, 2130 nt
Organism: Musa acuminata subsp. malaccensis (wild Malaysian banana)
Lineage: Eukaryota; Viridiplantae; Streptophyta; Magnoliopsida; Zingiberales; Musaceae
Product: probable serine/threonine-protein kinase At1g54610
Biological process (GO): protein phosphorylation; positive regulation of transcription elongation by RNA polymerase II
Cellular component (GO): nucleus; cyclin-dependent protein kinase holoenzyme complex
Molecular function (GO): ATP binding; RNA polymerase II CTD heptapeptide repeat kinase activity
Source: RefSeq, a predicted model, not a curated record